Molecule: messenger RNA, 2724 nt
Organism: Epithele typhae
Lineage: Eukaryota; Fungi; Basidiomycota; Agaricomycetes; Polyporales; Epitheliaceae
Product: P-loop containing nucleoside triphosphate hydrolase protein
Exons: 5
Coding region: 1-2724 (907 amino acids)
Cellular component (GO): nucleus
Molecular function (GO): ATP hydrolysis activity; DNA binding; ATP binding
Source: RefSeq, a predicted model, not a curated record
AUGCCGCCUGUAGCGAGGAAGUCGAGGCGCAAAAAGCAAGCCAAGGACAAGGACAGCUUCUCUCGCCAGACCUCCCUUCUCGACGCCUUUGGCCUCCGCUCCGCCGCCAGCCAAGCCGGUUCUGCAGCCUCUGCGGCCCCAUCCACCGCACCUUCCCUCGACGGCUCCGUCACUGGCGACGAUGUCAUCGACCUCCCCUCAUCAGAUUCCGAACCCCCUCUCAGCGUCGCAGAGGUAGCGCCAUCCAGUCCGAUGACACACAGUAGCAAUGAUGGCGUGGAGGACACGGGAAAUCUGGUUUUGAAGCUUCAACCCGGCGGUACUCUUCAAAGAGGCAGCAGUCGGGAUGUCCCAAUUGUUGUCGCGGACAGCAGUCCCAAUACCUCCCCAGUCUGCGAGGCAAAGUCUCUUCGACCACCUCCGAAAGCCGCCUAUUCGAUCUUUGCUCCUCGCAAGCAAGCAGGCGAGAAAGCUUCUCCAGUCACGGCGGUCUACGGCAAACCGUCUGUCAAGCCCUCCGUUCCUUUCCCAGACCAAACCACCCAGCAUGUGCGCGGACCGCAGAUUGUACCUGACACAACGUUAUGGAAAUACUCGCGCCGCGAACGCCACCGUCCUUUGAAUACACUCCCGGAGGAUACUACGAUCUAUUCGAAGCUUGCGUCCUCAUCGUCAACUCACCCCGCCGAUGUCCCUCCUUCCUUCCCAAUCCCACUCCAGCACGUCAACUCCUUGAGUUUAUCCGAGAAAGAGGACCACGCAGCAAGGAUUUUAACGACCCAUCGUGGAUAUCCUGCUAUUCGGCGAGUACUGGACGACUCCCUCCCAUCCAGCUUGGAGGCCUCAUCGAGUCCCAAUGUUCUCUGGAGCGACAGAUGGCGUCCACGACGUGCUGAUGAGGUACUGGGAAACGAACAAUCUGCCAUGUACUUGCGAGAUUGGCUUGUCACUCUCAAGUUGCACAUCGCUGGCUCUGGGAAUGUUCCUCAGCCAGUUUCGGCGAACAUCAACGGCAAGGCGACGAAGGCGAAGAAGAAGGGGAAGGCUCCCCGCGGCAUCAAACGUCCUCGUAUUGUUCGUGACGUUGAACGAAAACGACGGCGACUUGACGCGGAGCUGGAGUGGAUUGUGCACGACUACUCUGACGAGGACGAGGACCCCUUAGAUAUCAUCAACAUGCCGGACGACGAUUGGCUUUUCUCCACAGCUGCCCAACAAGAGCAUGUCCCGGACGUUGAUCCUCCUGGUCACCCUACCACACCCUCCCCUGAUGAUGCAGUUCUACCCUUCACCUACAGAUCACCUCGUUUUGGGCCCACAGUUUGCAAUACGAUCCUCCUAACUGGUCCUCCUGGAUGCGGCAAGACCGCGUCUGUAUACGCAUGCGCAGAAGAGCUAGGCUGGGACGUUUUUGAGGUGUAUCCCGGCAUCGGCGAGCGCAGUGGAGCGGCACUGCUGAAGCUCAUCGGCGAAGUGGGAAAGAGUCACCUCGUACGCCAGACACAGACCGCGCCGAACCAAAAGGGGCCGACGCGCAACUUCUUCCGCAAGCGCGGUGUGGUCCACUCGGACAACGAGGGUGAGACCCCGCUCGACUGCGGGAUUGACCCUCACCCGGAAUCCGACUCCACGGUACAGGGGCUGCCUGCAGCGGCAUCUGAAGUAUCGCAGUCCAUUGUGCUCGUGGAAGAAGUCGACGUGCUGUUCCGUGAGGAUGCAAGUUUUUGGCCGGCCCUCAUCAGGAUCAUCAAAGAGUGCAAGCGCCCCGUUGUGUUGACGUGCACAGUUUCACUUGCGGGCUCGUAUCUCCGCGCCAUAUGUCUCUCAGGGAACUGUCUUCUGGACGCAGCAAUGGCAGAGGAGCUGUUUGUGGGCGCCACAGGUCCCUUCCAAUAUCUAAGUCGCUCUGGAGACCACACUCUACAUCCCAAUGGUGCUCCGCGGCCCCAAAUGGAUCUUCGACGCGCUAUCAGUCAACUACAACUAGGCAUCCAUACGCCUUCUAGUACAGGGGAAUAUGCUUCGGCCCGUUGCGAUCCCGAUGCUGCGCGAAGCUCCCUAGAGAAGUUCAGACGCGUGGCCUGGGCGAUGGAAGUCUGUUCUUUCACAGACAGUGGCCUGCGGCGACCCAGGCACGAGCUUUUGUGUGAUAUGCUCUCAAACAUCCCUUUGACCAACGGUGACGAGGUCAUGGGCCUCAGGCAUUUUGCAUAUGAGCCUAGCGAUAUUGGACGCUCUCUGCCAGUGACAUUCUCAAACUAUGAUAUGGACGAGACCAUCUACGACUUUCUCUUGGAUGCUGCACGACCCCAUUACCCGCACCGAAUGACCUAUGGGACCACUCCUCAGACCCGCCGGCGACACAUACUGUUCACUUCGACGCUCUCCUCGAUGUAUUUGACGUUCUCCGCAUCCCCCGCGAACAACUCCUCCGUGACCCACAGUCCAUAUUCACGGACUACGAGUCUUGGAUACGGUUCAUGGUUCGCGCCGACGACGCACGUGUCGCUCUGUAUCAACAAUCGGAGUCCACGGACGGAAGUGGACGCCGGACGCGGAACUCGCAGCGCCUCCAAUGGGCAUACGAUCGCUACUCGAGCUCUCCGAGGCCACCGGGACAUUCUCAUGCGAACAGCGCUGGGCUCAGAUUCUCCGGAUACCUCCCCUCCCUCCUCCCAACCGGAUAUGGACGCACCCCUGUCUACUGCCGCUACUCCCAUGUAA